UUGACAUUACAUUUCCUUUCCAUACUUCGAGAAUUCGCCGUAUUGUAUUAGUUUUAAACUGUACAAAUCAAUUAUUUCAGCGGAAGUUUCGAGAUGCCUCAGGCGCGCCGGAAGACGCCGUUUAGCGGCAAAGCAAAGAAACAGCAGCUGCAGUCUAAAAAACAGAAUAAAACGCUGUUACUCUCCAGUACAUCAGGAGAGUCCGGCCAGGAUGUGAUGUCCGUGAACUACCAGCCGUCGCGAGGCGGCAGGAACUGCAACAGAUACGCUCUCAAGUUCUUCAGGGAGAGCGAUGCGGAGCUCAAGAUGAAGAAAGAGGAUGCUUUGAAAGCCCUGAACCCCGUCCCGGAGACCGAGCUGGAGGUGGACCCUCAUGUCUUCUUCCCCGAGGACCUGGCGUUCCCCAAGCGGCCCCCAUGGGAUUUCAGCAUGACUCCAGCACAGCUGGAUGCGCAGGAGCACAAGUAUUUCACGGAGUACAUAAACAGCCUGCAAGCCACCGAGUACUGGAAGCAGAUGUCCUACUUCGAGCUCAACCUGGAGACCUGGAGGCAGCUCUGGAGGGUGCUCGAGAUGUGCGACAUACUUCUACUCAUAGUUGACGUUCGGUUCGCGGGUAUGAUGUUCCCCCCCUCCCUCUACAAGCACGUGAUGGACCAGCAGAAGGACAUGAUCCUGGUACUGAACAAGGUGGACUUAGUGCCAGCGGCUGCGGUGAUCGCCUGGAAGAAGUACCUGACUGAAACGUGCCCCGGACUCAGGGUUGUAUACUUCACUUCGUGCCCGGGGUACAAUUUGAACGGGGCCACUAGUGACAAAGCGGGCCUCCAAGUGCGUCGUAGGCGAGGCCGACAGCGCAUGUGCGCUGAGGGCGCCACGAAACUCCUGGAGGCCUGCAAGGACCUGGUCGGCUCAAAUGUAGACCUCGGCUCCUGGGAGAAGAAGAUACGCGAGGAGACUAGUGUGGAGUUCGACUAUGAUGACCAGGCCGAAGUCGGCGAGACAAUUCUCCAGGAAGCCGACACUUCCUACUACAGGCACGAGAAGUACAAAAGCGGCGUCCUAACCAUCGGUUGCGUCGGCCAACCGAACGUUGGCAAAUCCUCCCUCAUGAACGCCAUCAUGGGCCGUAAGGUGGUCUCCGUGUCCAAGACCCCGGGACACACGAAGCAUUUCCAGACCAUAUUCCUGACGCCACAGGUUCGUCUGUGUGACUGUCCCGGUCUUGUCUUCCCUUCUCUGGUUCCGCGGCCUGUUCAGAUACUUAUGGGCUCAUAUCCCAUAGCGCAGUUGCGGGAACCCUACACCACUAUCAGAUAUCUAGGCGAAAGGCUAGACCUCCCAUCUCUGCUCCGCAUGGACCACCCAGAUAACGACGACACGUGGUGUCCGAGAGACAUAUGCGACGGGUGGGCUAAGAAAAAAGGUUAUCUCACCGCUAAAGCUGCCAGACUGGAUACGUACCGAGCCGCAAACAGCCUCCUUCGCAUGGCUCUUGACGGGAAAAUAUGUCUGUGGCUUCGCCCGCCCGGCUACACGGCCAACAAAGAAUCAUUCGAGACCGCAGACGAAGUGAAAUACGUGAAAUGGGUACAAGCACUUACAUCGGAAUCGGCGCAGCCACAGCCCGGAACGAGCGAGAGCUCCGACGAGACGGACACACAGACAGACGCGGAAGACAGCGACAGCAGUGGGGCGGAAGACAUUGCUGUCGCUAAUAAGUUCGCCGCUUUAGGGCAGGACUAG
Molecule: messenger RNA, 1746 nt
Organism: Cydia amplana
Lineage: Eukaryota; Metazoa; Arthropoda; Insecta; Lepidoptera; Tortricidae
Gene: Ns4
Product: guanine nucleotide-binding protein-like 1
Exons: 12
Coding region: 94-1746 (550 amino acids)
Molecular function (GO): GTPase activity; GTP binding
Source: RefSeq, a predicted model, not a curated record